CACACUGCCAGAAAACUCAAAUCUCCAAAAUGAGCGCAACUGCAAACUAUCACCCGCCACCUCCAUCGCAGCCGCCGUUCUCGGAUUCGGACUCCGAUUCCGAUACUGACAACUUUCACAUUGGAUCCGACCUCUCGAAUUCCAUUUUCAAAGCCUACCUCGAAUUUUCGUCGUCUUCAUCGUCAUCAUCAUCAUCUUCUAUCACAGCCGUUGAUCUCUCCAAGAUCCAAUCUUUUCUGACUUCCUCCUCCUCCGGCGCUCUAUCAUGCCUUAUAUGUCUCGAAAGAAUCCGCCCCUCGGAUCCUACCUGGUCCUGCUCUUCCCUCUGCUUCGCGCUCUUCCACCUCUUCUGCAUCCAAUCCUGGGCCCGCCAAUCUUCCGAGCUCUCUGCCGCACGCGCCUCCGCACGUCUCCCAAUCACCGCCGAAGUCGCGGCUAAACAAGCCACCUGGAACUGCCCCAAAUGCCGCUUCUCCUACUCCAAAUCUCAAAUCCCAAAAUCUUACCUUUGCUUCUGCGGCAAACUCCAAGAUCCUCCUUCUGACAACCCUUGGAUUCUCCCUCAUUCUUGCGGUGAAAUCUGUAACCGCCAGUUGCCCAACAAUUGCGGUCACUUUUGCCUCCUUUUAUGCCACCCUGGACCCUGCCCUUCCUGCCCGAAAUCCAUCAAAACUCGUUGCUUUUGCGGUUCCGUCGAAGAUUUCCGCCGUUGCGGUUUCAAGAACUUUUCUUGCAAUCAACCUUGCAACAAACUCUUAGAUUGUAACAAACAUCGCUGUUCUGAAAUCUGUCAUCCAGGCACGUGCCCUCCUUGCCGUGCACGUGACAUUUACUGUUGCCGGUGCGGUAAAAAGGAAGAAGAAAAAGAUUGCUGUGACCGGGAUUUUCGCUGCGAAAAUGAGUGUAAAAAGUUACUUAAUUGCGAAAAACAUCUUUGUGAAAGAGGAUGCCAUGCAGGAGAUUGCGGGGAAUGCCCGUUGCAAGGGAAACAGUCGUGUCCCUGUGGGAAAAGAGUUUAUGAAGGGAUGCCGUGUGAUGUGGCGGCGCCCGUUUGCGGUGCAACUUGUAACAAGUUGUUAAAUUGUGGUUUCCAUAGGUGUCCGGAGAGGUGUCAUAAGGGACCUUGUGUGGAGACUUGUAGGAUCAUGGUUAAGAAAUCAUGCCGGUGUGGAGGAUUGAAGAAAGAGGUUCCUUGCUAUCAAGAUUUGUCAUGUGAGAGGAAGUGUUUGAGAACUAGGGAUUGCGGACGCCAUGCUUGUAAGCGUCGUUGUUGUGAUGGAAACUGCCCACCAUGUCCAGAGGUUUGUAAUAAAAGGCUUCGGUGCAAAAACCACAAAUGCCCUGCACCUUGCCAUCGAGGUGCCUGUGCUCCAUGUCCAGUUAUAGUGACAAUUUCAUGUGCAUGUGGUGAGACACACUUUGAGGUUCCUUGUGGUACUGAGAUGGAUCAAAAGCCUCCUAAAUGUCGUAAAUUAUGCAAGAUAACUCCCUUGUGCAGGCAUGCAUCAAACUUGAAGCCACACAGAUGCCAUUAUGGAGCUUGCCCCCAAUGUCGGUUACUUUGUGAAGAAGAAUAUCCAUGCGGUCAUAAGUGCAACUUAAGGUGUCAUGGGCCAAGACCUCCUCCUAAUCCAGAAUUCAUGUUGAAACCCAAGAAAAAGAAAUUAAAUCAUCAGAAUGAGUGCACUCCUGGCACUCCUUGCCCUCCUUGCCCAGAACUUGUUUGGAAACCAUGUGUUGGCCAACACAUUGGUGCAGAGAGGAUGAUGGUUUGCUCAGAUAGAGCACGAUUUUCUUGUGAUAAUUUAUGUGGAAAUCUUCUUCCUUGUGGCAAUCACUAUUGUACGAAAACUUGCCAUUCCCUGGAGAUUCAGUCGUCAUCAUCAGGAUAUCACAAAAGAAGUGAGUCUUGUGAAGAAUGUAAUCUCCCUUGCCAGAAGGAGAGGAUGCCCAAAUGUUCUCAUCCCUGCCCCCUACCAUGUCAUCCUGGAGAAUGCCCUCCUUGCAAAGUGCUUGUGAAACGGUCAUGUCACUGUGGUGCAAUGGUCCAUGCAUUUGAGUGCAUCUAUUAUAACAGCUUAUCUGAAAAGGAUCAAGUGGCUGUUCGCUCAUGUGGAGGGCCUUGCCAUAGAAAGUUGCCCAACUGUACGCAUCUAUGCCCUGAAACAUGCCAUGUUGGUCAAUGCCCAGCACCUGACAAGUGCAGCAAAAGGGUUACUGUUCGUUGUAAAUGCCAAACCUUGAAGAAGGAAUGGGUAUGCCAAGAUGUGCAGGCAGCAUAUCGUGAUACUGGUCGUGAUCCUAACGAUAUAUCAAAGAACCAGUUUGGACUUGGACUUCUGCCCUGCAAUUCCAAUUGUAAGAGCAAAAAACAGGAGGUUGAUUCAUCUCUACAAUUGCGCAAGCCUAAGGUUUUGGAGAAAAAGGACCCAGAAAUUGAAAAGCAUGGGCCAAAGCGAAGAAAAAGGCGUGAUCGGAUUCAAGAGGACAAGCAAGUCUCAAGACUUCAGAAAUUUGUUGCCACCAUGAAGCGGCUGCUUCUGUUCAUCAUCAUUGUAGUAGCUCUGAUGGCAGUAACCUAUUAUGGCUACAAAGGUCUCUUGAGACUCUCCGAUUGGAUGAAUGACAUUGAAGCACAACGAGAAAGAAGAAGACAUCCGCGAAUCUGAAUCAGAACUUCCUAUCAUUCCAAUUUUUGUUACAUAAACUGAACUUACAAUUGAUUUUUUGCUCACUCACCAUAUCCAUUCUCUAUAAACUUUGGGGAGUGAUCGAAAUUUUGGAAAAAAAAAAAAUUCUUUUAAUUUUCCAUAGACGAUACAGUCCUUUUAUAUGUGCUAGUACAUGCUGAGCAUAUGUUCAAGCUCAUUACCGCAAUAAAAAAAAGUACCCCGUAAACAUCGGGAAAGUCUGUCUGUUCACGUGGCA
Molecule: messenger RNA, 2928 nt
Organism: Theobroma cacao (cacao)
Lineage: Eukaryota; Viridiplantae; Streptophyta; Magnoliopsida; Malvales; Malvaceae
Gene: NFXL2
Product: NF-X1-type zinc finger protein NFXL2
Biological process (GO): regulation of DNA-templated transcription
Cellular component (GO): nucleus
Molecular function (GO): zinc ion binding; DNA-binding transcription factor activity, RNA polymerase II-specific; RNA polymerase II transcription regulatory region sequence-specific DNA binding
Source: RefSeq, a predicted model, not a curated record